This is a messenger RNA of Peronospora belbahrii, 1440 nucleotides long. The record is from the annotation of a GenBank genome assembly. Lineage: Eukaryota; Oomycota; Peronosporomycetes; Peronosporales; Peronosporaceae.
AUGAAGAUGGCAAAGAAGACAUCGACGCCGUCUUUUGUAGCUACUUCAGCAGCUCCAGCAUCAAUGACAGCGAAUAAUGUUUUAUUUCUUAUACUCUUUGGCAUGUUCCUUAUGGCUACACUCUUACCUGUACUCAUGGCGACACUAUUUCGUCUUGUACUACUUGUAUCUGUAGUAGUAUUUGUAGCUGCAGUCACGAAUCCAUCGGAUCAUUCAUUUGCAUUAUGGAUAAACCAACAAAAUGAACCGGGAGAUCUCAUACCUGAUGCGUCUGUAGGCGUUACGAAGUGGUUCUCAGCCAUGUACCAAACAGCUAAAUCUCUGAUUCACAAUGAACCGUUAACCUGGCGCUUCCAUAAUGCAUUUGUCUUUAGCGUAGUCUAUGUACCGUCAAGAGAGCGCUACGCGUUUGGUAUCUUUGGGACGUGGCGAUGGGAGGAUGAGUCUGGUGAGAAUAUUAAAGCUUUGUGUCGUGCACCGUGGGUGAUGAAGGUAUCAAGGGGUGGAACCAUGUCAAGCAUUGAGAAUUACCUUGUGAAAGGUUCUGGGAUAGGUGGAAGUUCAAGCACUGAUGGAUUGUUGAGACGUAGAAAAACUGUACCAUCGACGGGAUUCGAGACAGGUCAUUGUGGCACAGAGACCGAGUCGCAUCGACAGAUUCGAGCAAAAGCUAUGCAGUUUAAAGUGAAGAAAGAUUGGAAAAAUGCUGCAGUAUUUUUCAGUGAGGCGGCAAAGGUCGCCGGUACUUUGCUUACACGUGCCAACUACGAGUUGGAAUCUGCGUGGUGUAAGUUGGAGAAAGCAGAGACGUAUUCGAAUGAGCAGAAUGAAUUGGUUCAAAGUAUUCGAAGUGUGUGUGAUGAGUUAGCUACUGCUGGGUAUUUUGAUGAAGCAGCACGCGGGCUUUCCGAGUUGGCUUUGCGAUUGAAGCGAAGGUUUUCAGCGGAGUGCAAAAAGGUUGAGUUUGCUAUUAAAGUGGCAGAGCUGCAUGUGCAGGCUAAAAUGGUUGCCGAAGCUGGCGGUAGUGCACACACUGCUGCAGAAAAUGGUGUGUGGGCGGCACAGUUGUACGCUGAUGCUGGCUUGUGGUCACUUGCUGAGGAGUGCUUUGAGGCGGUGGGUGACACGCGACGUGAUAAUGGGCAACAUGAACUUGCAAAUGAAGCAUAUGGAAAUGCCGUUAUCUGUCGCCUUGGCCAACUAGACAUAGUUGGUGCAGAGAGUAUGUUUGAUCGGUUUAGAAAGCACGUGGGUGAUACACACGGCUCUAGUGACAUGGAUAGAUUCCUGUCGAGCGUACUGAAAUCUUGCGACAUGUGGUCGCCACAGAUUCUCGAGUCGGCAGUUGAGCGCUAUGAUUCGUGCCAUCGACUGGCACCGUGGCAGUGUACCUGUCUUGCCAAUGUGCAGGAGAAAAUGAAUAACGUAGACUUGCGAUGA